AUGGUUGUGAUCCCCGCCUCCGAUCAAAACCCUCCUCCGCCAUAUGCUAGGUUCUCGAGGAAGAACACACAUGCGGACAGAUGGCAUUUCUUGGGCGAUGUCACCGGCACACUGUAUGCUGGUUGGGAAACUUCCCUGAGGACCUCGUACAUGGUAGGUGGUCAACGAUUAAGUACUGUAUUUUGUGGAAGGAGGUCAGUGGAGAGUGGAGAUUGGAGGGUCGGGGGCUUUAGGAACCUUCGGCGUGGUGGCGCCUCUAAAUUAACCAAACUCACGCUCUCCCAAGUCCCAACACCAAUCAAGCACAUUGUCAUGGACGCUAACCGUGACUCCAGCCUCGCCACCGACGACGAGCUCCUCCAAGCGCAGGCCGAGCUGUGGAACCACGUCUUCGCGUACACCAAGUCUAUGUCCCUCCGGUGCGCCGUCGAGCUCGGCAUCCCCGACGCCGUCCACCGCCGCGGCGGCUCCAUCACCGUGCCCGACCUCGUCGCCGAGCUCUCCCUGCCCCCCUCCAGGACGCCCUACCUGCGCCGCCUCAUGCGUCUGCUCGCGCACGCCGGUUUCUUCGACGCCGGGCCAGCGCCAGACACCUACGGGCUCACCCUGCUCUCGCGCCUCCUCGUCUCGGCGCCCGGCGCGGGGCAGGGCCUCUCGCCGUUCGCGCUCGCCAUGCUGCACCCGAUCAUCGUGUCCCCGUCCAUGUCGCUGGCGGCGUGGUUCCGCGCGUCCGACGACGCGGCGCGCGUGCCGUUCGCGACCGCGCACGGCGGGCGCGAGUUCUACGCGGUGGCGAAGGAGAACCCGGAGUUCGGCGCGGCGUUCAACGAGGCCAUGGCGUCCGACGGCCGCUUCGUGAUGGACCUGAUCGUGCGCGGCCACGGGCAAGACCUGUUCCGGGGGCUCGCCUCGCUGGUGGACGUCGGCGGCGGGUCCGGCGGCGCCGCCAGGGCCAUCGCCGCCGCGUUCCCCCAGGUCAAGUGCAGCGUCCUGGAUCUGCCGCACGUCGUCGCGAGCGUCCCGCCGGGCGACGGGGGCGUGGAGUUCGUCGCCGGGGACAUGUUCGAGCGCGUCCCGAAGGCCGACGCCGUCCUCCUCAAGUGGAUUUUGCACGGGUGGGGGGACGAGGAGUGCGUGAAGAUACUGCGGCGGUGCAGGGAGGCGGUGCCGGCCGGCGGCAGGGUGAUCGUGAUGGACCUGGUGGUGGGGUCGAGCCCGGCGGACGCGAGGGCCACGGAGACGCAGCUGCUGUGGGACGUGAUGAUGAUGGGAGUGGUGGGGAGCCCGGAGCGGGACGAGCGCGAGUGGCGCAAGAUAUUCGACGACGCGGGAUUCAGCGGCUACAAGAUCCUGGCCAUCCUCGGGAUCCGGUCGGUGAUCGAGGUGUACCCUUAGGUUUCCUUCUCUCUUUUUGUUUGCGAGGAAUCCUUGAUUUCCUUUUGUCUCUGGUAUUGUGCUCACUGCGAAUGGACACACUAGAGGGCCAAGGGGUCUAUGGUGGCUUGUGGCGUUUUCUUUGACGAAAAAAAAUCGACGAGGAAAAGAAAAAGAACCAAUCUAUGAUGGCAAAAGGGGCGCGCCGGCGGCUACAUGGCAUUUCAGAAUUUUUUUUUUCAGUUUCCUUCUGGAUUUCUUUUGCGUUCCAGUGUUCCAGCAAAAACUGUCAUUUGUCUGUGUUUAAAACUGUCAUCAUCGUGAGUAUAU
Messenger RNA from Triticum urartu, 1704 nucleotides. Its product is annotated as trans-resveratrol di-O-methyltransferase-like. The record is from RefSeq and is a predicted model, not a curated record. Lineage: Eukaryota; Viridiplantae; Streptophyta; Magnoliopsida; Poales; Poaceae. Gene Ontology annotation, molecular function: O-methyltransferase activity; protein dimerization activity.